GGCUUUUUCUUGAGGGUUUUCAGUCAAACUUGCAAUUUUUUGAAUCUGUAACCUCACUAUUCAAGCUCAUCCAUUUCCUUUAUGGCUCUUCUUCCAUCAUCUUCAUCUUCUUCUUCUUCUUCUAAGAGAUGGAAAUUUGAUGUAUUUCUCAGUUUUAGAGGUGAGGAUAUCCGCAAAACAUUUACAAACCAUCUAUAUAUUGGUUUGAAACAAAAAGGAAUAUCUGUUUUUAGGGACGAUGAAAAACUCAAGCAAGGAACAUUCAUUGCCCUAGAACUCUUGAAAGCAAUAGAAGAAUCGAGGUUUGCGGUCGUUAUUCUAUCAAGAGACUACACUUCUUCAAAGUGGUGCUUGAUUGAAUUAACAAAGAUCGUUGAGUGCAUGGAAAUAACGGGAUUGGUAGUUCUACCUGUUUUUCACUAUGUAGAUCCUAGUGAUGUGCGGAAUCGUAAGGGCACAUUUGGAGAAGCCUUUUCUAAACAUGAAGAGAGUUUCAAGGAUAACAUAGGAUAUGUACAAACGUGGAAAGCUGCUUUGACAAAAGUUGCUAAUCUUGGUGGAUGGGAUUUAAAGGAUAAGAACGAAUUUCUUUGGAAUUAUGCUACUUAUAGUUAAUUUUUAUUUCUUUUUUCUUUUUCAGAAUUUAUUUAUUAUUACUUAUUUAUUAUUUU
Molecule: messenger RNA, 671 nt
Organism: Quercus lobata
Lineage: Eukaryota; Viridiplantae; Streptophyta; Magnoliopsida; Fagales; Fagaceae
Product: TMV resistance protein N-like
Exons: 1
Coding region: 82-615 (177 amino acids)
Biological process (GO): signal transduction
Source: RefSeq, a predicted model, not a curated record